AUGGUGCAUGAUGUGCUGCUGCAGCACAAUCAAGCACUCGUCGAUCGCCUGGAGAACUGGCUUCUGAACUUGGAUCUACGACUCCAUCAGAUCAGUGAUCAGGUAGACUGGACCAGAAGGCCCCCAGACUCGCCCGCAUUCGAACCACACCUGUCCCGAGUCUUGGAAACGGAGGAGGAGGAGGGGGGUGUGCUCAAAGAGCCUGCAGAUAGCAGUGAAAGUGCAGGAGGGCGAUCCCCAAGAUCCCCUUCCCCUGGUGGAUUGGAUCGUUCAGGCAGCAUGCGCAGUGAACUGGCAGCGGCCCGCAAGAAGGCCUCAGAAGUAGUCGAUGCCUUCCACCUCGAGAAGAGGGAGCAAGAGAUCGUCGAAGAGCCCGAGGAAGCGAAGGGCUGUUGGGCGCACAGCUGCCGGCUCGCAGCUCGGAUCCUCGCCUCUCAGGUCUCGCACGUAUUCUUCGCCUUGGUAGUGGUCUCCAACUCUGUGUACCUGGGGGUACAGCUCGAGUACCAGGCGGUCAACAAGGACUACGGAUCAAACGAGGGGUUCAUGGUGCUACACGUCGUCUAUGCUGUUCUUUUUACAGUGGAGGUUUGCUUGCACCUGAUGGCGGAGGGCAUUCGGGGAUUCGUUUGUGCCGAAGACUGGACGUGGAACUGGCUGGAUGUAUUUGUCGUGACUUCCUCGUGGGUGGAGCUGCUGGUAGACUUGACAAGUUCGGGAGACAGCACGAGCCGGGCCAACAGCAAUCUGCGGCUCAUGCGCCUACUCCGGGUUGGUCGUCUAUUCCGCGUCGUGAGGAUCAUCCGCGUGGUCAAGUUCUUCCGCUCCCUACGAACGCUGGUCCACUCGUUGGUGGGCACCUUGAGAUCUCUGGUUUGGGCAAUGAUCCUCCUCGGGCUGAUCAUCUACAUUUUUGGAAUUCUGCUUACAGACGCCGUGCUUGAUGCAGUGGUCGAGGCCGAAUCCUUACAGAUUCCUCUUCCGGAGAAUGGAAGUGGAGAGAAUGUGGCCCAUUACUUUGGGACCUUGUACCGCUCAAUUGUCACGCUUUUCAGAACCAUCUCCAAUGGCGUGACGUGGCAGAACCCCGACGAUCUGCUUGUUGGCAUGAACUCCCUGGGCGAAUUCUGGGCCCAAAUCUACCGCUUUUACAUCGCAUUCUGUAGUUUUGCGGUACUUAAUGUCAUGACUGGAGUUUUCUGCAAUAGUGCUAUCAAAGCGGCAGAGAGCGAUCACGAGAUGGUCGUCCAAUCGCUGGUCCAGACGCGGCAGGAGCUCAAGGACCAGGUUGCCACAUUGUUCUACCAGAUUGAUGAGCGCGGCCAGGGCCAGAUAACUUUUACAGAUUUCGAGAAGCUCUUCGAGGACGAUGCUGUCAAGGCCUUCUUCGAAUCACUCCAGAUCGGGGCAGUGGAUGCCUGGACACUAUUCCAAAGUUUAGACAUGGACGGGGAUCAUACUAUCAGUGUGGACGAGUUCACGGAGAGAUGUCUGCAGCUGCAUGGGCCUGCUCGCUCAGCCGAUCUGUAUGCCUUGAGGCAAAGCAGUGCGAAGCUUGGCAAGCAGCUCCAGACCAUCGAACGGGCACAGCAGCGGCUGGACAUGCAACUUCAACGUGCAGGCAGCGCUCUAUCAACGAGCGUGGGCGAGACGAGCACAGAGACAGGCGACGAACUGAGUCAGGAUCGCAAGUCUUUCCGCGUCUAA
Messenger RNA from Symbiodinium necroappetens, 1707 nucleotides. NCBI's taxonomy places the organism in Eukaryota, Dinophyceae, Suessiales, Symbiodiniaceae. The record is from the annotation of a GenBank genome assembly.